AUGGAGAGAGGCAAUCACACUGUGACUGAGUUUAUCCUGGUGGGCUUCACAACAGACCCUAUGAUGCAGUUGAUCCUAUUCGUGGUGUUCCUCGGCGUGUACUCCGUGACUGUGGUGGGAAAUAUCACACUCAUGGUGUUGAUUUGCAACGACUCUCGGCUCCACACACCCAUGUAUUUUUUUAUUGGCAAUCUAUCAUUCCUGGAUUUCUGGUAUUCUUCUGUGUACACCCCAAAGAUCCUAGUGACCUGCAUUUCUGAGGACAAAAGCAUCUCCUUUGCUGGCUGUGUAGCUCAAUUCUUCUUCUCUGCUGGCCUGGCAUAUAGUGAGUGUUACUUAUUGGCUGCGAUGGCAUAUGACCGUUAUAUGGCCAUCUCAAAACCACUUCUUUAUUCCCAAGCAAUGUCCAUAAAGCUAUGUGCAUUUUUAAUAGUAGCCUCAUAUCUUGGUGGAUUUAUUAACUCUUCUGUCAUCACCAAAAGAACUUUUGCCUUAAACUUCUGUGGUGACAACGUUAUUGAUGACUUUUUCUGUGAUUUACUUCCCCUGGUGAAGCUGGCAUGUGGCAGAAAAGAUGGCUACCAGACUCUACUGUAUUUCUUCUUGGCCUCCAAUGUCAUCACCCCCACUAUGUUCAUACUUGCCUCCUACCUUUUCAUCAUUGCCACAAUCUUGAGGAUCCGCUCCACCCAGGGUCGCCUCAAAGCCUUCUCAACCUGCUCCUCACACUUACUCUCUGUCACCUUAUAUUAUGGUUCUAUUCUUUACAUCUACUCUCGCCCCCGAUCUAGCUAUUCCAUGGAUAGGGACAAAAUAGUUUCUACCUUUUACACUGUGGUCUUCCCCAUGUUAAAUCCCAUGAUCUAUAGCUUGAGGAAUAAGGAUGUGAAAGAGGCUCUGAAAAAGCUCUUGAAAUAA
Chrysochloris asiatica (Cape golden mole) is the source of this 918-nucleotide messenger RNA. Its product is annotated as olfactory receptor 9G1-like. Gene Ontology annotation, molecular function: G protein-coupled receptor activity; odorant binding; olfactory receptor activity. NCBI's taxonomy places the organism in Eukaryota, Metazoa, Chordata, Mammalia, Afrosoricida, Chrysochloridae. The transcript has a single exon. Bases 1 to 918 code for a protein of 305 amino acids. Gene Ontology annotation, cellular component: membrane. The record is from RefSeq and is a predicted model, not a curated record. Gene Ontology annotation, biological process: G protein-coupled receptor signaling pathway; sensory perception of smell.